This is a messenger RNA of Acanthoscelides obtectus, 688 nucleotides long. NCBI's taxonomy places the organism in Eukaryota, Metazoa, Arthropoda, Insecta, Coleoptera, Chrysomelidae. The record is from the annotation of a GenBank genome assembly.
GUUCUAUCUAUGUAUUCAUUUAUGUACCUUUAGCAUUGCUAAUCAAUAACGCAUGUUCUUCUAGUUUACUAAACAACUCUGAAAAUGAAACAUACUUAUCAUAGUAGAUGCUCGCUUUGAGCAGAGGCAAUCCGUUUCAAGACAAGAAAGGUAAACCAUAACAUGGAUGUUACGUGACAAGCAUAUAGAACCUCUGGUUGGAUAAAUACUUUCACAGAUAUCGUCAAUCGAUUAGCUGAUUAUUAUCUGCCUCUCAAUAAAUUAACCCUUACUGUUAAAUCGUCAAUCAGCUGUAGCAGGCGUUUCGGGAAGACUUUUUUCCGCUAUUUAUGCGUAUUCAAUGAUGCUCUGGAGCCUCAUAUACAGCACCCCAAGUUACUUAAGUGUGCACUCAUCAGCUUGCAACAACAGGAAACAGAUAUAGCGUCAAGUAGGUUAACUCUGCAGUUUGCACGCCAGUCUGGAUAAAUGGAUUUUGAAUAUGCAGCAUGCUUAAAAUCUAAGUCAAACUUAGCACGUUCCGGUGCCUUCGUUAUCCGACGGCUAUGAAAAUCGUUGUGUCUUGUCAUAAGACCAUAGAUAGGCUAAUAUCAUUAAAAAUAGUAUUGCCGAUGUAAAAGGGAAAACGGACAUUAAAUAUGCAAUAUAUGGAUAAUAACUACGUUCUGGUAUAUUUUUCCAUAACCAC